ACCGCAUAGUGUAUACGCAUUACGCGCAGUACCUACAUGUUCGUCCGGCUCCGUGCGACCGGCCUGUUCGUCGUCCGCUCGUCGAUUCCCGCCGUGGUGCUCGUCUACAACCCUUCCGAAACCACCCUCCCCCACCCACGACGAGUACACGUGUUUCGUGUGCGGUCUUUUUGAGUUUUCCACUAGCCCUCUCCAUGCCAAAAAUUGUCCGUGUUUUUUUUUUCGUAUUCGCACGCGAUGACCGCCAUCGCCGCUGUUUUUCCGCCGACGAUCGGGCACCAUGAUGCCGCGGGCGUUUAUGUCAUCGUAGGCGACGGACCAUCUAGUUCGGUAUCGAUCAGCUCUAGUGUUCUGUUGCCGUGAAAAAUACCCAUCAAACACAGGGGUAGGAGUGGCCUACAGGAUACGUUUUUGACGUUUUGUUCACAACUACAGCGCAYACCACCGCAAUGAAUACAGUGGCCGCGAAAGACUUUGUGACCGUCGUAUCGGUGGACGGUGGUGGCCGCGGUGGAAUUCAGCCGGCCGAAGAUUCGUUCGUCACCGUGGUGUCCAUCGGCGAGGACGCCCCCGCGGAUGGUUCGACCUGUAGCGCGGCCGAAGAAGUGCUCGUCUACCGCCUGCCCGGCGAGCGUUUGGGUUUUGGGUUGCGGUUUGACGGCGUGGACACGUGCAACCGACUGUUCGUCCAGUCAUGCGCAGACGGCAGCCCGGCGUCCCGCACUCAGGCGUCAUGGGGACCGCUGGCCGCGGGCGACGAGAUCGUCCAGAUCAACGGCCGACCGGUGAACAGGAUGAGCCGCGACGAUUGCGUCCGAUGCCUUAAGGAGUCCGGGCUGGUCGUCAAGCUGCAUAUGGUGGACGGUCGGCUGGCCGUAAAGGCACCGCCGCCCGUGCCUCCCCGGAAACAGAAGAAACCGGAACCGCCCCCGCCAAUCGCGUCGUCCACCCUGUAUACGGACGCCGUCGAAAGGUUAUUCGUUUAUCACGGCGAAUCGGAAUCGGAUGACACCAACAGCAGCGUUUCUACAGUGGUGUCCAAGUACCCCGCAGAAUCGUCCGUCGGCGAAGACUGCGCCGGAGGCGACGGCGUUAUCAAUGGCGGCAGCGACAAGAACUGCGUGCUGGACAGGGUGCUGGAGCCGUUCAUGCAGCUAGAACGAGAGUUUUCAUCGAGCGCGGCCAUCGGCGACGACGUGGGUCUGUACGAGAAGCUGGYGGCCGUGGCYGAAGAGGACCGGCUGCCACCCAAACCUCUUCCCCGGAAGGAAGUGCGACCGCCCAAGAAGAAGCCGCCACCGCCUCCGCCACCACUUCCGUCUUCGCCGCCACCGCCCGCUUACCGGUUGCCGCCCAGGCUUGUCGAUUUCGUGCACAAAGACGAACCGCCACAAACAGUAGUCGACGCAGCCACUGCAACCGUAGACGAUGACUACCCCAAUGAGAACGAUGACGACGAUGUUUUCGCAAUUGCCACCAAUGAGAUUUAUCAACCUUCAAGUGAUGAUGAAAUUAAAAUGGCAGAUCAACACGAUCCGAAGAAAGAGUGUGACGUGACUCCGGACCUGAUAUCGUGCUGCGAACCCGCUGACCGCCCAUACAGCUGCAGCGGAGGCGGACUGACGGAAACAAUGAAGUCGUCGCAUUCAGCGACCGUAGAGCCUUCCGGUAGAACGGAAUCGGAAACAGACUCGGACGGUACGAGAAACUUUGUUACAACGAUGACACUGAGAAGACCUACUUCGGGAAGAACGGACGAGGUGUGCAACCGGAGCGUGCGUGAUAAAAUAGCGAUGUUCUCGCGGGCCACGGCUACGGCGACUGGCGGCGAGAAAAAAGAUUCGUUGUCGUCUUCGUCAUCGUCGUCGUCGUCGUCUGCUUACUCAACGGCGUCCACAGAUUCGUCACCGGUAGCGUCACCAAAAUCCGUGGUCUACAGCACUCUGCCACGCAAACCGCCACCGCAGCAACAGCAACAACCACAACAUAAACAACACUUUCCAGAAACGGUACGGCCGUCGUGGGGCACACCGGCACUGCAGACUGCUGCCGACCAUCGACGAUCGCAAAGCCUCGUCGAACAGCCGUACAGCAAGUACUUCAACACGAUGAACGCGUACGCGGAAAUGGGACGGUCGUCGCUGAACGCUCUGAUCGAACAGCGCCGGCGGAGCAUGUCCAAGCUUAGGGGACUGGUGAUACCGGAAAAAGUGGUGCCAGGGUCCGGAAGCGGUUUUAACGGCGGUGACGGAGACAGCACAAGUAAUGGUGGAGCCGAUGAGCAUCCGGCUGCGAUUCCCGAUCUGCCGCUGGUGAUAAAAAUUCCGCUGUCGGAAAACGAAGACGAUACCGAUGCCGCGGUGUUGUGUCCGCCCACCAAAACAUACGUCAACGAACCAUUGAUGGGUACGGUAACCAGGCGUGCUAACCCGGUGUCGCAGCAGUCGUUCGUGGUCGUCCCCGUUCUCACACCCGCACCCAUGACGGAACAGCGGCGUCAGUCGUCUACGUCGAGUUCGCCGUCGUCCUCUUCGUCUUCUUCGUCUACGUCGUCGUCGUUGAACUCGAGCCGAGAAGAACUCAGGCACAUACACGACGAACGGCCGAUAUCGUCUGUCAAGUCGUCCAACAAAGGCUCGUUCAAAGCGGACAGCGAUGAAGACUCGGCCCUCAGUUCUAGUCGGUCGAGCACGUCACUCCAACAGUAUUCGCCCGCUUCGUCACCGCCGCCUCAGUCACAGCAGCAGCCGCCGCCACUGCCAUCGUCGUCACCACCGCCACCGGCCACCAACUACGGAAGUUUGCCUGCGUGUGAGACCGGAAAACGAGUGCUGAAAGCCGAAAGCGUGGAGGCCAUCAACCGGAAGAACGUCCUCUGCUCUGCCAGGAUCAGCAGCGGCAAACCGGAACCUCAGCCAGUGAUGUCAUCCCCGGCCAACAACUACGCAUGCAAGACCGAAUAUUUGCCGAACCUGCACCACUACCACCAGCAUCAUCACCAACAACAUUCGGACGGGCCAGUGUUGAAAUCCGCCAAGUCCGGGCUGGCGUUCGCCACCGGAACCGCGGUCGUUAAUAGGUACACGCACAACCGGAUGUCGUCCGUUGAGUCGACGACAAGUGACGAUUCGUCCAUGCAAUACGCAGUCAACGCCGAACCGUUCGGUAGUAUCAGCUCGCUGGCGUCGUCCACCAGUCUGAUUUCGCAACAGGAACUCCAGCAGCUAAUCGACGAGGCCAAUCAAACGUUGGAAGAGAACAACAGCGGUUGUUACGGUGCCUCCUCAGCCGCCACGAUUCCACCGCACUCGGUCGAAGUGACCGUCGUAAUCCUGCACCGGGAUAUGGCCACCAGUAGCGUAGGCAUCACGUUGGCCGGCGGUGCUGAUUAUGAAACUAAAGAGAUAACGGUGUAUAAAGUAUUGUCUGGAAGUCCGGCGGAUAAAGACGGCCGCAUACGAAAGGGCGACCGCAUAUUAUCCAUAAACGGCAAAAGUAUGAAGGGAAUCACGCAUCGAGAAUCAUUGGCAAUACUUAAAGCGCCUAGGUCUGAAGUAGUGUUGGUUAUAUCUAGGUGCAAGUCGGACUUGACCACUGAAUCCGUUGGGCUACAUCAAUCUGCUGACCUAAUGACUCCGACCAAAAAUGAUGUUACAGCAAAUAGAGUGUUUGGGCCAUUAACAAAAAUAGUGUUGUCAAAAGACGGUUCUGGUUUAGGCUUUAGCUUAGAAGGUGGAAAGAAUUCACCAACUGGUGACCAACCAUUAACAGUGAAAAAGAUUUUCACAGGUGGAUGUGCAGAACAAUGUGGACAAAUAUUAGCUGGAGAUGAAUUGGUUUCAGUAAAUGAUAUAGAUGUUACUGGAAUGUCACGUACUGAAGCAUGGAAUUUGAUGAAGAGGCUAGUAAACGGAACUGUUACACUUUGUAUACGACAUGUAAUCUAAAUACUAUUAUACUAGCAUAUAAUAUUUUUAUUGUAUAGACAGUCUAAAAUUAUAUAUUGUAUCUUUAUUUA
Diuraphis noxia (Russian wheat aphid) is the source of this 4018-nucleotide messenger RNA. It is a transcript of the gene bbg, whose product is annotated as PDZ domain-containing protein big bang. Lineage: Eukaryota; Metazoa; Arthropoda; Insecta; Hemiptera; Aphididae. The record is from RefSeq and is a predicted model, not a curated record. Gene Ontology annotation, molecular function: protein binding.